AUGAUUGAUAGAUCUGCUUUACGUGACUUUGAGGUGCUCGCAGAUUUGCCCUUACAUCACAAAUCCGCUGCCAGCGAUUCGCCAGCGGUCCGCUUCGGGAUCUCUGACAUCCAGCACGUCACCCUCGUAGAGGGGCCUGGUCACGUGGAAAGUACCACUCCAGCGAACUUCCUUCUUCACCCCCUCAACACGAUCCUCCUCGGUCUCGUCGUCUACGUCGGCUACCAGCUCUUCAAGCCGACCCCUCCCGCCUCCCUCCCCAAGGCCGAGCCCCCGACCGUCUUCCGCACGUUUACGCCGCACACCCUCCUCGAGAACAACGGCACCAACGGGCGGCCCAUCUACCUCGCCAUCCGCGGCCGCGAUCUCGACGCGCCGUUGGACAACCUCGAGGGCCUGGGCGCCGAGGAUAUGGAGACUCUAUCUGGGUGGGAGGAGAGCUUCUCGGGCAACUACCCCGUCAUUGGGAAGUUGGUCUCGGUGGAGGAGUAUAAAACCUUGCAGAAGUAA
This is a messenger RNA of Parascedosporium putredinis, 510 nucleotides long. NCBI's taxonomy places the organism in Eukaryota, Fungi, Ascomycota, Sordariomycetes, Microascales, Microascaceae. The record is from the annotation of a GenBank genome assembly.